CUAGCCUUCGUCUUCAGCUCCGUGGUCUACGGCACCAGCUACCGGUCCAUGAACUCCAUGGCAAAGCCGUCUUUCGCAGACGAUGGCAGCCUUGCCGACGGGGGAAUUGACCUGAACAUGGAGCAGGGGAUGGCAGAGCACCUCAAGGAUGUGAUCCUGCUGACAGCUAUAGUCCAAGUGCUGAGCUGCUUCUCGCCCUACGUCUGGUACUUCUGGCUCUUGGCGCCGGGACGUGCCCUCUACCUCCUGUGGGUGAACAUCCUGGGGCCCUGGUUUACAGCUGACUCCUCACCCGCUGGUCAGGAACCAAAUGAGAAGAAGCAACGCCGACAAGAACGCCGCCAGAUGAAGCGCUUCUAGCCCUGGCUGGGGAGAUAGAUUCGCGCCGUCUCUCAUCUCCACGCUGUUCUUUCAUCAGGGAUGCGACCGAAACCAUCGCAGCAGCUGUGCUGCCCUCUGUCAUCGCUGCCAUUCCGCUAGAGAGGCUGCAAGAGACUUCCUUUGGUUGGUUCUUGGCGCCAGUCGAGGCCUUGCUCCUUGGGAUGACAAGGGGGGUGAUGCUGGGAUGUGUGUAAAUCCCUUUUUAAAGCAGUGGGGUAUCGCGUCCGAGGUUGGGCAUUGCAAGUUUGGAGGGAAUAGUCCAUUAAAGAGCAGAGUCU
This is a messenger RNA of Tauraco erythrolophus (red-crested turaco), 659 nucleotides long. The record is from RefSeq and is a predicted model, not a curated record. NCBI's taxonomy places the organism in Eukaryota, Metazoa, Chordata, Aves, Musophagiformes, Musophagidae.